UGCGGGAGUAGGCGUGCCGUCGAGGUUUUCUGUGCAGUGUUCACAAGAUAAUCGAUCGUGUGGAUUUUGAAAGGAGACAAAUCUAAUACGAAAAUUUUCGAUAAAGAACGGAACUCGGGAGCAGGAGCGACCCCCCCUGCCGCCAUGUCUGUGGAAAGCCCGAUGGCCCAGAACCCGGGCUGCAAGAUCAUGACCUUCCGGCCCACCAUGGAGGAGUUCCAGGACUUCGCCAAGUACAUCACGUACAUCGAGGCGCAGGGCGCCCAUAGGGCCGGGCUGGCAAAGGUGAUCCCGCCGAAGGAGUGGAAACCGCGGCAAUCGUACGACACCAUCGAGGAGAUGGUGAUCCCGGCGCCCAUCAUGCAGGUGGUGACGGGCCAGUCCGGCCUCUUCACCCAGUACAACAUCCAGAAGAAGCAGAUGACCGUGGGGGAGUACCGCAAGCUGGCCAACAGCAAAAAGUACUGCACUCCUCCACACAAGGACUUUGACGACCUGGAGAGGAAGUACUGGAAGAACCUGACGUUCGUGUCGCCCAUAUAUGGCGCCGACAUCAGCGGCUCGCUCUACGAUUCGGACAUCGGGGAGUGGAACAUCAGCCGCCUGAACACGCUGCUGGACAUGGUGGAGCAGGAGUGCGGCAUCGUGAUUGAGGGGGUCAACACCCCGUACCUGUACUUCGGCAUGUGGAAGACCACCUUCGCCUGGCACACCGAGGACAUGGACCUCUACAGCAUCAACUACCUGCACUUCGGCGAGCCCAAGUCCUGGUAUGCCAUUCCCCCGGAGCACGGGAAGAGGUUGGAGAGGCUGGCCCAGGGGUUCUUCCCGGGCAGCUCCCAGGGCUGUGACGCUUUCCUCAGACACAAGAUGACCCUGAUCUCGCCCUCCAUACUGAAGAAGUACAGCAUCCCCUUCGACAGGAUCACUCAGGAGGAGGGCGAGUUCAUGAUCACGUUUCCGUACGGUUACCACGCCGGCUUCAACCACGGCUUCAACUGCGCCGAGUCCACCAACUUCGCCACGCUCCGCUGGAUCGACUACGGCAAGAUGGCCACACAGUGCACGUGCCGUAAGGACAUGGUGAAGAUCUCCAUGGACGUGUUCGUGCGCUGCCUGCAGCCGGACCGCUACGAGCUGUGGAAGCAGGGCAAGGACGUGACCGUGCUGGACCACCAGCGGCCCACAAUCCUCUCCAGCCCCGAGCUGGAGCUCUGGAGGGAGACACGCGUCACCUACAAGGACCGGCUGCUGCAGAGGGCCCUGCAGAAGAAGCAGCAGCUGCGGAGGCUGAAGCAGGAGGAGGUGAAGGCCCUGAUGGACGACGGCAUUGAGCUGGACCUGGCCGAGUACCAGCAGCAGGUGGAGCAGAAGGAGGCGCAGAGGAGGCAGGAGCGGACGGAGCGCAUGGCGCAGGAGGCACUGAGGGCUCUGGAGGCCAUGGAGCACAUGGAGCACAUGGACCCGGAAGGAAAGGGCGUGGAGGCCCUCGAAGAUCAGGGCGAGCAGACGCCGGACGGGGAGAAGAAGAAGAAAAAGAAGAAGAAGAAGAAGCCGUCGGACGGCAGGGAGGAGCUGGCGCGCAGCAUGGCGGCCUCCCUGGGGGAGGUGGCGCUGCAGGGCGACGGCGGCCUCAUCCCCACGCUCUUCGUCACGCACAGGCCGAAGAAGGGCGCCUUGCCCAAGGGCCAGCUCUCCUUCCAGGAGGCCUUCGAGCGCUUCGCCACAAGCUCCGCCCACCCCGGCCCCAAGCCCGACCCCAAGCCCGACCCCGGCGCCGCCGACCAGGAGAGCAGUGACACCGAGCUGCCAGCAGAGGGCGCAGCCGAGAAGAGAGGAAUUCAGCCGAACUCCUCCUCGUACUCCCAGCUGAAGAAGAGGCUGGAGGUGAAGAAGAGCAGACGCCAUCCCUUCAGCCGGCCGCCCAUGCGCUCCCCACUCUCCAUCGUCAAACAGGAAGCGUCCAGCGAUGAAGCAGAGGGCGAUAUGGAAGACGAGGUGAAGCAGACGGCGGAGUGCCACCUGUGGCAGAACCGCUCGCCCAACUUCCUGGCAGAGCGCCGCUUCAACGCGGCCGUCGCGCCCAUGGAGCCGCACUGCGCCAUCUGCACCCUGUUCUGCCCCUAUACACAGCCCCAGAGAGACCCCUCCCUCCCGGCGGACCCACCCUUCAGCCCCGCGUCCCGCUGCGGCAGUCGCACCCGCCCCCUCGUCCCGGAGAUGUGCUUCAGCUCGGGCGCGGAGAACACCGAGCCCCCCGCCUCCAACUCCCACAUCGGGGACGACGGCACCAGCGUGCUCCUCGCCUGCCCCAGCUGCAGCCUGCAGGUCCACGCCAGCUGUUACGGCGUCAGGCCGGACCGGCUGAACGAGGCCUGGACCUGCUCCAGGUGUGCCGCGGGGGCCUGGACGGUGGAUUGCUGUUUGUGUAAUUUAAGAGGAGGCGCGCUCAGGAUGACCACAGACGGAAGGUGGGUACACGUCAUCUGUGCCAUCGCCGUGCCCGAAGCCCGCUUCAUCAACGCCAUCGAACGCGAGCCGGUGGACGUCAGCGCCAUCCCGGAGAAGAGGAAGAGUCUGAAGUGCGUUUACUGCCACAAGAACACGAAGGAGAUCCGUGGCGCGUGCAUCCAGUGCUCCUUCGAGAACUGCUCCACCUCCUUCCACGUCACCUGCGCGCACAUCGCCGGGGUGCUCAUGAAGCCCGCCGAUUGGCCCUACGUGGUGUCCGUCACCUGCCUCAAGCACAAGCCCACCAAUCACAGAGUGGCGCGGCCGGGGUCGCGGGAGCUCUCGAUUGGCCAGCGGGUGAUCGGUCGGAACCGGGACGGCUGGCACUACCACUGCACCCUCAUCGGCAUGGCGACGCAGACCUUCUACGAGGUCAACUUCGACGACGGCUCCUACUGCGACAACCUCUAUCCCGAGAACGUGGUGAGCCAGGACUGCCUGCUCCAGGGGCCCCCGGAGGCUGGCGAGGUCAUCCUGGUGUACUCGCAGGACGGCAAAGUGGUCAACGCCUCAUUCGUCAGGGAACACCUGCACAAGCACUUCCAGGUGGAGUUUGAGGAUAAGUCUCAGAUGACUCUUAAACGCACAGAGAUCCACACACUGGAACAGGAGCUUCCCAAGAGGGUGAAGUCUCGUCUGUCUCUGGCGGCUGUGGGCCAUCAGGACGGCGUUCCCUCUGGAGAUGAGCCCCAAGCCCCCAAACGCCCCCGCCUGCCCACGCCGCCCCCCCCGCCGGCGUCCACUGGCCCCGUCCCGCCCCAGGAUCCUGCGUCCCCCCCCUCAGCCUCGGCAGCGAUGAGAGCGCCCCAUUCCGCUGCCCCCAACGGCGCCCAUGAGCCUUCACUUACCCCCACCGCCCCCAUCGAGCCCUGCCCCGCCCCCGCCCCCGCCCCCCACCUCAGCCACACCCCCACCUCUGCCCCCCACCUGAGCCACGCCCCCAACCCCGCCCCCCACCACAGCCACGCCCCCUUCCCCGUCCCCACCCAGCCCCCCACCAACGGCGCCCUGCACCCCUCCCUCGCCCCCUACCCCGGCGGCAGCGCACCCCACCCCCCCGCCCUGUCCCGGGACCCCCCCGAGCCCUUCUCCCACAGCAGCAACUACAUCUCCUACAUGGAGUCCCUGCUCCAGGCCCACUACCCCCAGGAGGGGGGCGCCGGCCCCGCGUAUUAGAGACCAGCCAGUGUUCGGCGUUUCGGUUUGACGGACAGCAGCUCCCCUACCCCCCCCCCCCCACACACGUCCCCCUCCCCGUACCCAGGGGAGGGGGUAAACUGGUGCUCAUUCAACACAAAGAGUUCGUCCGGCAGGGUUGCAUGGUUUAUAGUUUUUUUUUUUGUUUUUUAAAAAAAAAUAUCAUUAUUGUUAUUAUUUUUAUUUUUUAUCACCCCAUGGCUGUCGUCGGUCGUGCGCUCCCGGGACAGUGGCGGAAGAGGCGGGAAGGGUUUCGUCUUACCUGAGUCUCACCUGCAUGCCUGUACCUGUAACGAGCUGUCCACACGGGGGGGGGGGGG
Messenger RNA from Anguilla anguilla (European eel), 4028 nucleotides. RefSeq names its product lysine (K)-specific demethylase 4B (gene kdm4b). Bases 145 to 3687 code for a protein of 1180 amino acids. Gene Ontology annotation, biological process: chromatin remodeling. Lineage: Eukaryota; Metazoa; Chordata; Actinopteri; Anguilliformes; Anguillidae. The transcript is spliced from 22 exons. Gene Ontology annotation, cellular component: nucleus. The record is from RefSeq and is a predicted model, not a curated record. Gene Ontology annotation, molecular function: histone H3K9 demethylase activity.